Messenger RNA from Telopea speciosissima, 1649 nucleotides. RefSeq names its product omega-3 fatty acid desaturase, chloroplastic-like. The record is from RefSeq and is a predicted model, not a curated record. Lineage: Eukaryota; Viridiplantae; Streptophyta; Magnoliopsida; Proteales; Proteaceae. The transcript has 8 exons. Gene Ontology annotation, biological process: lipid metabolic process. The coding region runs from base 74 to 1471 and encodes 465 amino acids. Gene Ontology annotation, molecular function: oxidoreductase activity, acting on paired donors, with oxidation of a pair of donors resulting in the reduction of molecular oxygen to two molecules of water.
ACCUCCCAGUCCCAUUAGAAAGUAGCAAGCACUGGUGGAGUAAAGCUAUUGUUUUUCUCCAUCUGGGUAUUUAAUGGUGAGCUGGCUUUUGUCAGAAUGUGGUCUAAGACCUCUUCCUCGCGUAUUCCCUCGAUUCAGAACCGGAUACUUCUCUAACGACAUCCACAAGAUAUUUAGAAUGCCCGAAAGUAAUGGCGGAGCAGUUGUUCGACCAACGUAUCUCAGUCGCCUUCCAAUCUGCCUUUCAGGUAGUUCCAGAGGGAGAGAUUGGGGACUCGGGGUGAGCGCUCCAUUGAAGGUCCCCUCCAUUGAUGAACCGAACGAAGGCGCAGCAGUCAAUAUGGGUUUGAAUGGUGGGAAUGCGGUUAAUGAGGUCGGCAACGAAGACGAUUUCGAUCCAGGUGCUCCACCUCCGUUUCGUAUAGCCGACAUUCGUGCCGCCAUACCCAAACAUUGCUGGGUUAAGGAUCCAUGGCGCUCAAUGAGCUACGUCCUUAGAGAUGUGGUUGUGGUCUUUGGCUUGGCUGCUGCUGCCGCUUACUUGAACAAUUGGGUUGUCUGGCCUCUCUACUGGCUUGCCCAGGGAACCAUGUUCUGGGCUAUAUUCGUUCUUGGCCAUGACUGCGGCCAUGGAAGCUUUUCCAACAACCUUCGGCUAAAUAGUGUGGUUGGGCAUCUUCUCCAUUCUUCAAUCCUUGUACCUUACCAUGGAUGGAGAAUUAGCCACAGGACACAUCAUCAGAACCAUGGGCAUGUCGAGAAUGACGAAUCGUGGCACCCAUUGUCCGAGGAGAUGUACAAGGGGUUGGAUGACAGUACCAAAAAGUUGAGGUUUACAGUGCCCUACCCUUUGUUGGCAUAUCCAUUCUAUCUGUGGUCUAGAACUCCUGGAAAGAAAGGAUCCCAUUUCGAUCCGGACAGUGAUCUCUUUGCUCCCAACGAAAGGAAGGAUGUGCUCACCUCCACCAUGUGUUGGUCGGCAAUGGUGGCAUUGCUUGUGGGAUUGUGCUUUGUAUUUGGACCAGUUCAAAUGCUUAAGCUCUAUGGGGUUCCCUACUGGAUUUUUGUCAUGUGGCUGGAUUUUGUGACCUACUUGCAUCACCAUGGCCAUGAGCAAAAGCUUCCUUGGUACCGCGGUAAGGAAUGGAGUUACUUAAGGGGAGGUCUAACUACUAUUGAUCGUGAUUAUGGAUUGGUUAACAAUAUCCACCAUGAUAUUGGGACCCAUGUGAUACAUCACCUCUUCCCACAAAUACCACAUUAUCAUUUAAUUGAAGCAACUGAAGCAGCUAAGCCUGUUCUUGGGAAGUACUACCGGGAACCAAAGAAAUCUGGCCCUCUACCAUUUCACUUGAUUGAAAAUCUAAUAAAAAGCAUGAAAGAAGACCACUUUGUUAGCGAUUUAGGGGAUGUUUUAUACUACCAGACCGAUCCUGACCUGUUUGGAUCUUCAGGGAAGAAGUCAGAGUAGAACUGUGAAAGCUUUUGCUGAAACAGGGGAAGGGUUUAAUUCUCUUUAGAAUAAUUAUUCAAUUUCAAGCUAAUCACAAUGUUAAGUGGAGUUGAUGUGUCUCGCAAUGACAGUGGGCGCCUAUUGAAGCUUAAAGCAUAGGUAUUUUCACUUCUUCAGUAUAUAUGAUUGAUUGGUU